ACGAUACCACAUGAUUUGAAUUCUAAAUAAAGUUUUUGAUGAGUUUAAAUUGAAAAUGCAGAAAAUAGAGGGUGGAAGAAGAGAGUGAGAGAGAAAGAAGAAUGAGGAGAAACUGCAACUUCAGCCUUCAUAAGCUUCCACCCAAUUACAACGCUUCUUCUUCUUCCUCGUGGUCGACCAUUGCCAAUCAUCAUUUCUUGAGUUGCUCGGAUCCCAACCAGAUUAAAAUCUUCCGCAAUGAUGCAACUGAACUACAGGCAAUAUGUAUCCUUUUGUUGGCUAGAAGAGAAAGGGAGCAGAAGUGGAAAAAGCAUGAUAGAUCAUCAGCAUUUCUGCAACUCCAAGCUCAUGGUUCUAGGGGACUCUCAUUCAAGAAAUCUCUGCAGAAAUUUUUCCAGAAUAGGAAAGAGAGGAUGCAAGCAUCCAUUCCAUAUUAGUCAACUUAUUAAUUAUGGGAUUUAGUUGUGAGAUAAUUCCAAGUGUCCCUACUCAAUGUGUAGCCCAGGAACCCAAUAAUAACCGUACGUAGAGAUGUAAAUAUCAUUAUAUUAGUCGAGUGAUCAUUCUUAGUUUGUGGAUUGGUUGAAUUUGGUCAAUUUCGUGAUUGGGCUUGAAUUUCUCCUAAAUGGUUAUAUAGGAGAUUUGAGGCACACCUUGUAUCAAUUUAGAGGCUGCAGCAUGUUUGGCUAAGCUUGUUUUAUAAAUUAAGCUUAUAAAUAUAGUUUUUAAGAA
Messenger RNA from Salvia miltiorrhiza (redroot sage), 732 nucleotides. RefSeq names its product protein TIFY 5A-like. The coding region runs from base 102 to 437 and encodes 111 amino acids. The record is from RefSeq and is a predicted model, not a curated record. NCBI's taxonomy places the organism in Eukaryota, Viridiplantae, Streptophyta, Magnoliopsida, Lamiales, Lamiaceae. The transcript is spliced from 3 exons.